AUGUCAGACCCGAUGAAUCCAUACGCAAAGUUGCACCUCAGCCCGGCAGGCCCAGGGGACCAGCGGCGGACAGCGCUUCAGAUAGUUGAGGAUAUGCAACUGAAGGAUAAAUUGGCUGACAAGGUUAUCAUGAUCACGGGAGGAACUUCAGGGAUCGGCAUUGAGACAGCUCAGGCCUUGUACUCGACGGGAGCUCAGAUCUACUUGAUGAUUAGGAAUAAGCACAGGGCUAAGGCCAUUAUCACGAAGAAAGGAGCACAGCAAUUCCUUGGCAUGAGCCAGCAGCUCAACGUUGUAAUCAACAACGCAGGAAUAUUGGCUUGUCCAUACACUAUCACAUCGGAUGGUUUCGAGAGGCAGCUUGCAGUUAACUACCUGUCACACUUUGCCAUGACCACCAUGCUCCUACCUACACUGAUUGCGUCGAGUUCGGUGGCAUUCAAAUCUCGGGGAGGUAACGACCCGUUUCUCGCAUACGGGCAAUCGAAGACGGCGGUGACAUGGUCAGCCAACCACCUCGACCGCCUCUACAGGGCGAGAGGUGUUCGCGCUCUCUCUCUGAACCCGGGUGGCGUCAUGUCCGGCCUCCAACAAUAUGCGACUGAGGAACAGCACGAGACAUGGAAGAACGACAAGGUCAUGUUGACUUUAAUGAAGUCGCCAGAGCAGGGUGCUGCUACCACGGUUUGGGCAGCGGUAGCACCUGUUUGGGAAGACAAGGGUGGUUUUUACCUGUCUGACUGCAAGGCCGCGCGGUUGGCGAGUAACAUGACCUCUGCUGUAGACGAUGGGUACACACCGCACUGCUAUGAUCCCGUUGGCGAGGAGCACCUGUGGAUUCUGAGCCUGGCGAUGGCGAAGGUGACCGCUCCUUGA
Neoarthrinium moseri is the source of this 876-nucleotide messenger RNA. RefSeq lists its product as uncharacterized. The coding region runs from base 1 to 876 and encodes 291 amino acids. Lineage: Eukaryota; Fungi; Ascomycota; Sordariomycetes; Amphisphaeriales; Apiosporaceae. The record is from RefSeq and is a predicted model, not a curated record. The transcript is spliced from 4 exons.